Messenger RNA from Drosophila busckii, 1878 nucleotides. RefSeq names its product serine/threonine-protein kinase ULK3 (gene Aduk). Bases 93 to 1592 code for a protein of 499 amino acids. Gene Ontology annotation, molecular function: ATP binding; protein serine/threonine kinase activity. Gene Ontology annotation, biological process: autophagy; peptidyl-serine phosphorylation; protein autophosphorylation. The record is from RefSeq and is a predicted model, not a curated record. Gene Ontology annotation, cellular component: cytoplasm; autophagosome. Lineage: Eukaryota; Metazoa; Arthropoda; Insecta; Diptera; Drosophilidae. The transcript has 6 exons.
CUGUUUUUAUUGUUAUGGUUUUUCUAAAGCUUAUGCUAUCGCGUACCUAUUCAAUACAUUGUGUAUAUUAAUGGCUUUGUAACUAUUGAAUUAUGUCACUGCCGCUCAUUACGGACUAUGAUAUACUGGAGAAGCUUGGCGUGGGCAGUUAUGCAUCUGUCUACAAGGCGCGCCAUAAAAAACAACGCACGUAUCAUGCUAUUAAAUACGUGGAAAUGUCAACACUAUCUCAAAGCUCGCGAGAUAAUCUAAUAACGGAAAUACGCCUGCUUCGCGAUCUUAAUCAUAAAUAUAUUGUAACACUGCAGGAUUUCUUUUGGGAUGAUAAAAACAUCUACAUUGUCUUGGAGUAUUGCAAUGCGGGCAACUUAUCUGCUUUUAUACGAACGAAAAAAGCAUUGCCAGAGGCGACAUGCCGUUAUUUUCUGAGGCAGUUGGCAGCGGCCGUGCAAUAUAUGCGCGCCAAUGAUGUGUCACAUUUCGAUUUGAAACCACAAAAUCUUUUGCUGACUCGAGGCGCUAAUAGUGUCUCGUUAAAAGUGGCGGAUUUCGGAUUUGCACAGCAUUUGAAAUUGGGCGAAAUAAAUCAACAGCUGAAAGGUUCGCCUCUUUAUAUGGCACCGGAGAUAGUACGCAAGCAUCAGUAUGACGCAAAGGCUGAUCUUUGGAGCGUUGGUGUUAUUUUAUAUGAGUGCCUGUUUGGCAAGGCGCCUUAUAGUUCGCGCACAAUUGAGGAGUUGCUGCUGCGCAUACGCAAAGCUGAACCAAUAACACUGCCACCAAACGCACAUAUAAGCAACGAAUGCCAUGACUUGUUACGUCGCCUGCUGGUCCAUGAGUCUGCUCAGCGCAUAUCGUUUGACGACUUUUUUGGACAUCCGUUUUUAGAUCUCAAAACUUUUCCUUCUGAGCAGACCUUAAAGAAGGCCAUCGAUUUGGUCACACAGGCCGUGGAGUAUGACGAGAAGCAUAACUACAAGGAGGCUUAUUAUUUGUACUGCAGUGCACUUCAAUAUUUUGUACCACUUAUUACCGAAGAAACUGAUGCAAAGCGACGUCAGGCAUUGCGCAAUCGCUCUCUAAAUUAUAUGAAACGCGCUGAAGAAAUUAAAAAUUUCAUUAUCGAGGAUGAGUACAAACAGCUGGCAGAAAGGCAACUGAAGGCAGCCAAGGCAUCUGCAGCACAGCAAGCGGAGCGGCUCAAUUGCGCCGCAGCAAAUGAUGAGCAACAGCCAACCACAAGUUCGGCCCGAAUGGCAGAAAUGCUGGAGCCUGAUAUACGCUAUAAGCAGCUUUUUUCUCUUUCGCACUCAAGUCCGUCCUUAAAGACUGGUUUGGAAAUUGGUAGGAAAGGCGAGCUUUAUCUGUACGAGCGUAAGCUAGAUGCUGCUCUGGAAUCAUAUACAGCUGCAUUGGGUAUACUUGUGCCCUUUGUAAACAAUGAGCCUAAGGGCGAACGACGCAAUUUGUUGCUGCAACAAUUGGAGUUUUGGAUUAAGGAGGCGGAGAGUAUCAAAAGCAUUUUGAGCGCCAAACAUUUAGAUGAGGAAGAGCAAAAGCUGUCUACGGUACGCAGCUGCAGUAUACAGUAGAAAAUUAUUGACGCCUGGUGCGCAUUUGUUAGAGUAUUUUUGUAGAGUAGUUAUGUAGUAAAGCCUUUUAGAGUAUACCUGAGUAUGACUAAUGUAUUACAUUUCUAAACUGACAUUGUCUUCUAAACAUUAAAUACCAAAAUAUUAAUGCUUUAGUUAUUCUACAGACUUACAUUCCUUCUAUGUUGCCACGCCAUUUCAUACACAGCAUACCACACACGUAUUUACUCCUAAUAAUAUUAGUUAAUUUAUUUAAAGGUGUACAGGCUAAGUUUUCAAUAUAAAA